Molecule: messenger RNA, 676 nt
Organism: Neltuma alba
Lineage: Eukaryota; Viridiplantae; Streptophyta; Magnoliopsida; Fabales; Fabaceae
Product: NADPH:quinone oxidoreductase-like
Exons: 3
Coding region: 70-672 (200 amino acids)
Cellular component (GO): cytosol
Molecular function (GO): oxidoreductase activity; FMN binding
Source: RefSeq, a predicted model, not a curated record
AUUCUGUCAAUUUUUCGAUCUCUUCAGUCCUGAAAGUGUUCAUUGAUCUCUUCACACUUUGAAGGAAGCAUGGCACUCGCAGGGUCUGUCGGUGCGGCGGUGCCGGUGAAGGUUGCGGCCAUCUGCGGUUCACUUCGUAAAGCCUCAUACAACAGAGGCCUCCUUCGAGCUGCGAUCGAGCUAAGCAAGGGAGCCAUUGAAGGUCUCCAGAUUGAGCACGUCGAGAUCGCUGCUCUGCCGAUGCUGAAUACCGAUCUUGAAGAAGAAGGGAGGUUUCCGGCGGAAGUUGAAGCAUUUCGCCAGAAGAUUCUAGAAGCCGAUUGUUUUCUUUUCGCUUCUCCUGAGUAUAAUUUCUCAGUGUCUGCACCAAUGAAGAAUGCGCUUGACUGGGCAUCAAGACCUCCCAAUGUGUGGGGAGGCAAAGCUGCGGCCAUUGUUAGUGCAGGAGGGAGCUUAGGUGGUGGAAGAGGCCAAUUUCAUCUUCGUCACAUUGGAGUCUUUCUUGAUCUUCACUUCAUCAACAAGCCUGAGUUCUUCCUCAAUGCAUUUCAGCCUCCUCCUAAGUUCAAUCCUCAUACUGGCGACUUGAUUGAUGAAGAUGCUAAGCUCCGAUUGAAAGAGGUCCUUCUCUCCUUGAAGGCUUUCUCUCUCCAACUUCAACCUAAAACCUGAAUCA